AUGAUUGUUACAAAGCAUACUCUUCGACUUCUAGUCGGAGUAUUAGUCAUUUAUUGCUGUAUUGAAACCACUGUCGGUGGAUCAAUUCGUGGUGUAUUGAAUCAGGACGAACCGACUCCUUAUACAACGUUAUCUCCAAGUCAGACCGAGCAGAGCAGCGAUCCCACAAUGUCCGAUACUACUGUCUCGCCAACAACAGUAAAGAAACACCAUCUUCCUACAAGUAUAAUGCCGCAUAAGAGAACAACGACAACUACUACAACUACAGAAAUUCCUUCAUAG
This is a messenger RNA of Macrosiphum euphorbiae (potato aphid), 282 nucleotides long. The record is from the annotation of a GenBank genome assembly. NCBI's taxonomy places the organism in Eukaryota, Metazoa, Arthropoda, Insecta, Hemiptera, Aphididae.